Messenger RNA from Colius striatus (speckled mousebird), 1935 nucleotides. RefSeq names its product phosphoribosyl transferase domain containing 1 (gene PRTFDC1). Gene Ontology annotation, biological process: purine ribonucleoside salvage. Lineage: Eukaryota; Metazoa; Chordata; Aves; Coliiformes; Coliidae. Gene Ontology annotation, molecular function: hypoxanthine phosphoribosyltransferase activity. The coding region runs from base 25 to 711 and encodes 228 amino acids. The transcript is spliced from 9 exons. The record is from RefSeq and is a predicted model, not a curated record.
CCCCUCGGGCGGGCGCGGCGGAAGAUGGCCGGGCAAGUUGGGAGCGACUCGGCUCGGAGCGGUGGAGGCCGCGGCGUCGUGAUUUCAGACAAUUGGCCCGGAUACAGUCUGGAUUUGUUCACUUAUCCUCAACACUACUACGGAGAUCUGGAAUAUGUGCUCAUACCUCAUGGCAUUAUUGUUGACAGGACAGAACGAUUGGCCAAAGAUAUUAUGCAAGACAUUGGAGACAAUGAUAUUGUGGUUCUCUGUGUCCUUAAAGGUGGCUACAAGUUCUGUGCUGACCUUGUGGAGCACAUUAAAAAUCUCAGCAGAAAUUCAGAAAGGUUCAUCUCCAUGAAAGUCGAUUUUGUUAGACUGAAAAGUUACCACAAUGACCAGUCUAUGCAAGAUAUGCAGAUAAUAGGAGGAGAGGAUCUUUCAAAGCUUACUGGGAAGAAUGUUCUCAUUGUGGAGGAUAUCGUUGGAACUGGAAGGACUAUGAAGGUUCUGCUUAAUAAUAUAGAAAAAUACAAGCCAAAAAUGAUUAAAGUGGCAAGUUUGUUGGUGAAAAGAACAUCUCGGCCUGAUGGGUACAGACCAGAUUAUUAUGGAUUUGAAAUUCCAGAUUUAUUUGUGGUAGGUUAUGCCUUAGACUACAAUGAGCACUUCAGAGAUCUAAAUCACAUAUGUGUCAUCAAUGAUCAUGGCAAAGCAAAAUACAGAGUCUGAAAGGUUAACAUCCUCACAUGAAGAUCUGUGCUCAGUGAAGCAGAAAUUUGACCACACUCCCUCGAGCGUCUCCCAGAGGAGCAGUUCAACUGGCUUGUGUUUCUUUCAACUCAGUAUACUAAGGGCCUUACUCUAGACAUACUGAUUGAUACUUACAGAAGUGAGAGCUCUUACUUAAAAUGUGAAGUAGAAGGCUUUUAAAGUUAUUACCUUUUUUAAAGUAUUAAAAUUACUGCACAAAAUGCCUUUUGACUUAUAUUUUUUCUGCCUUAGGUCUCAUUGUGAAUGGAUGUUUUCCUCCCCUAGUCCCUCACCCGUACCCAUCGCAACCCAUGUGCUUCUCUGUGUUGCAUGAGUCAUUCAAAAUGCCAUUCUGUGUAUUGAGGUGAUGUUACAGUAUUUUAUUGACUUCAGGACCCCUUCUGUCUUGGUCAGAUACGCUGCUGCCAAAUUGAAAGCGUUGUUUCGAUAGAAUUCCACAAUUCCGAAGUUUCAGCUGAAGCUGUAUGUUGUAUCACAGAAUGGUAUGAUGGUGCAUUUCUAGCACUAGUUCAUUACUGCCUCUUCUGAGCAGAAAUUUUCACUCUCAGAAUGCACCAAACUGGUACAAAGUGAAGCCUUGCAGGACGCUGGUUAUCUGAAAUUGGAAGAUGUUGUGGUUUCGUAGCCGUAGAUGUAACCUGUUUAAUGUGCUGAAUUCCAAUCGAAUGAAAACAAUGCCAGGCAGGUUUCAGUGUCUGGUAUCCUUUUACUUCCAUAGGACACAAACAAGAGCCAAACAUAGUGUUCUGUGCAUAUAUUCUUAAUUAAACCUCACUAAGAACACAAGUUUAAUGCUCAUCAAACAACUGUUGAGCUAUGACUUGAUUUCUGUAGCAUAUCUUGAGACUUUUCUAACCAUUUGCCUGCCUUUAAGAAUACAGAUCUGACAAAGUUGGAGAAGACUUGUAAAAGAAAAGGGUACAGGUAAACAUAGAAAACAAUCUGUGAAUACUGCAGACUCUAGAGAUUCCUUCCAUCCCUUAUACAUCAUGUUUGAAGGAGUUUGUUAACUACAUGCUGUAUUAAAUGUGAAAAUUUUAGUUCUGUACUGUACAUGACCGUUCUGAACAACUUUGAGGGAAGCCAAUGCAAAGUAGCUGUGUGUCAGUAGCUUUGCUCUGAACUCCAACAGGCAGACUGUUACUAACUUUAGGUUCUUUAAUAAAGAAAACUGUAAGAAUA